Molecule: messenger RNA, 3460 nt
Organism: Amoebophrya sp. A25
Lineage: Eukaryota; Dinophyceae; Syndiniales; Amoebophryaceae
Source: the annotation of a GenBank genome assembly
AGAUCUUUUCUAGUCGCAUGAGGGUGAGACGAGAACAACAGUAAAAGCAACGUAUACUACAUUUGUCGAGAAUCAUGAACGCCGCCGACGUUUUUUCGAAUCGUCUCUCUGGAUGUUGGCGUUUCCCGACAAGUGGCGAGCACUGCUUGCCUUUACUUGGCUCCAGCUUUCUGAUGAAAUCUUUGUGAAUAGAUCGAAUUAUCGUGGCCCUGGUGUGGUUGUGGCUAAACAAGCGGAGCAACUACAACUGUCUAACGAGUUCGACCUGAGCGAAGAGGAAGCAGAGCCACAAUUCCGGGAAGAUGGCGUCAGUUUCUUUAUGACCACAAGUCGUUACUGUUGAGGGAUUUGCUUUGACUGUAUGGACUGAUUGGAGUCGUGAACAAACACGUCUACGAACCUCUAAUCGGAACAGCGGUCGCAAGGUGUGCUUCGAUCGCAUCGACGUUCGGCACCAGGAUUGCUGCAACACAGCCGCCUACGGAGAAGGAGGAAACCCGAUCUGCUGGGACAAUCGGUACUCGUUCGAAGCCUGUUGCUGGCAAAGUCCCGGAUGGGAGAAGGAGGCAAAGGUUAAUUCCUGCUCCGGGGAAACGGCGAGUUACUGCCUGCAUAUCCUAAGAUUGACAGCAGCACACAAUCGGAUGCGGUUUCGAGGCUGCAUUGCGGAAGCAGACCGUACGCACAUCAAUGGGGUCAAUGCGGGUGUUCCCCUGGCAUCGGAGUGGCCUUUGUUUAAGGCUUUUUCUUUGGAGAAAAUCCAUUUUUUUCGUUCCGGGUCUUUUGUUCUGACGAGUUUCCCACCUCUGGGUGCAUGUUCUGCAUAAUAGAGUUUCGUUGAAAUGGAACCGGUUUAGGAAACGACUUCACUAAUUAUGCCACUGCAUCACACGCUCAGAAGUCAGCUCUGUGGCUGUUGGGUCGAUUUCUGUGUCACAAAGUCGCCGACUAUCUGAGUAAUGCAGCACUCUUUAUCGCUCGCACGGCGAUUGGUGGACCGGAGUUGUUGACAGAGCAUGCGGAAGAACAACAAGAGGGCAUGCAGCUUGAAGAAGUCGUACGAUCUUCCUCCAAAAGUAAGCAAGGGCAAAAGACGUGGCCUCAUGCAGUGAACUUUCGUAACGAAGUUGCAGUGCACUAUGAACGCGUCUUACAAACAUUAAAUGCUGAAGAUGAUUCCGCCAGUAACAAGAAGUACGACAUGGUCUCCGACACCAAUGUCGUCUUGCUCCAGCACAAAGAUCUCGAGUUCCUAGCUGAGGAUUUGAUGCUUCUUCCUCAACCACCUGGCGACACGAUACCUGAAGAACAGCUUUAUUUGGAGCUUUUUGAGGUGUACGCCAUAGAGCAUCGACGGACAGCGCUGGCGCUAGAACGUGUGACUAGGGAGAUAUCUUCGAUGACUGCCACCUCUCUGGAAGUCGAGGUUGGAGGCGAUUCGAGUACUUCGAAGAGCAAGGAGGUGGAAAACCGAAUCGCCUUACGGCGACAAGAGCGUGACGAGCUACUCGUAAGUGCCGAUGUGCAGUUGCAGCAACUGCAAUGGUUCCUCAAGAACGCAAUGGACAAAGUGUACGCCUUCAUGAGACGGUUAGCAGCAAGGUUUUACCAUAGGCUAAAGCCGUUUCUGCGCGAAGGGUGUGAGGAAGAUGUCUGCAACGAUUUGAAAGUGGACGAGAAUGCACGGGCGAUAGAGCAGGCUGGUGGAGGACGAUUGGUGUCGGUAAGGUAUGAGGAAGAGGAGGCACCUUCACCUCAAGUAACAGAACAAGUAAAUAAGCAUAAGACGAAACGAAUUCGUCUUCCAGAACCAGAAGUAGCGGAUUUGGUUUUGGGAGCUAAGAAACUGGUUUUUCCGAAUUGCCCACUGCUAAGUCGCUCUCCGGGAGUAAGAGACUUCGCGCCAAGCCUCUGGCCGCCACCUGAUUUCGUGCCUACUCUUUUCAGAAAGGAUUAUUUGAUGGUUCCUGGUAUGGGAAAUUCAAGUUCAACAACGUACUAUCCGUCAACCUCUGACACCGCGGUCGUGGUCGUCGCACCUCCACCCAGAGCCGUUCUCCAUGCCCCACCAGUGUAUUUCGCGCAACGUUCUUUCACUCAGGGGUGGGCAGAGCGUCAUGACUGGCGAUGGGAGAGGGCGCAGAUCGCCAAGGAUAUCAACGCUGUUGACGUGACGCAGAUCUACACUAGCUACGGUGAGCACACCUUGCAGGAGCAGUUUUUCAAAAGUAACAGGGAUUUGGUUGCAGGCAAAAACUUGUUAGUCCUUGGAAGUGAGAUUCCUUGGAUGGAGACGUUUUUGUUGCGGCAUGGUGCUCGCACUGUCACUACCGUAGACUACCGAGAACCUACUGUGGCGGAAAAACACGAGAGGCUGAGUUUCUUGCACUUUACAGAGGUUGGGAAGAGGUUUGGGUAUUUUGAGGAUCACAUUGCAGCUGGUGCAGAGAAUGAUGACGGUCAACAUUUGAAUGAAACCUCAGGAGAGGAUUCCAUUUCCAGUCAACACACGAGGACGCGGUUGUUUGACGCAGCCUUCACCUACUCAAGCUUAGAACACGCAGGAUUAGGACGUUACGGGGACCAAUUGAACCCGUGGGCUGAUGUCCAGUCUGCAAGUCUAGUCUGGUGUACGUUGAAGCCAGGUGGAUAUUUUUUCACAGGACCCAACACGGUUGAUGGGAAUCAGUGGCUCACUGCUGGCUCCCUAGAUCGGCUCUAUUGGAACUCUGGACGGGACUUAGCUCGACAGGGUUGGGCAAGAAUGAUGAUUUUAAGGCUUGAAUAGACGGAUCCUACUAUCAUCUAAGAGCGUUACUAAUAAUUGAUUCUGUACUUAUCUAUAAUCCUACUUAGCAUGGCCAUGAUUACUAAUAAUUCUGGUGCACUUAUCUAUCUUUUACCUACUAUCCUUCCUUUUUCUUUUCCUAGUUAGCUUGGCUCCUAAUGCUAGCCUAUGAAUUCGAUGGAAAUCGGAGUACACGAGUCUCCGAUAGAGGGUACUUUGCGUGGAGGAAGCCGGUUGAGGUGGUUGGAGGCUGAUGAAUUACUACGUUUUCUUCACACACGCGGGGGGAGCCACCAAUUUGAGGCAGGACCUCAUAUUGUUUUCUCAAAAUUCCUCCUCGUUGGUUUACAAGUUCUACUUGUCUGUGGAAUCUUGUCACAUCGAUUCAUCCUGCCGGUAGGUGCUGCAUACCUAUUUGGGAUGCACAGAAUAGAAAAAGUUUUCGCUCACGCAAGCAUUGAUUUACACUGUCUACAACUUGUAAUAGCAUCGGGAACUUUCAUCGUUUACACUGACGUCACUGUCUACAAAAUUACUCCGUUCGUGACUUUUUUGGAAUAUUUAGCUUGAUACUCAGAAGUACUUGUGACAUGCUGUCCAUCAAAGAAAUUGACAAGCAGGACAUGACGAGAACCGGCAAGAAGUUGUGUUGGCCGAAGCUUGACCUACUCG